AUGGGAUGCGGACAGAGCAAGAUUCAUCUUUACCCGAGGAAAAAUAAGAGCAAAUCGAACGGCAAGAAGAGCGGCCAUAUAGAGGACGCCGAAGCGGACGAAGAGGAUGGACAGAAUGGCCGGGGAGGCGACGAUCGGGCCGACCGGGGCGACCCGAACGGCGAGAAGGAGAAGCUCGACGAGGAACACUCACUCCGGGACGACGGGUCGCCGGAGCCACCGAAUGGCGAGAUCGUGUCAAUACUCCGCAAGAACGGUUCCCUGCUCCAGAGCCAGGAAAUAUCGUCCAGCCAACAGAACUUCUUCCGCAUGUUGGACCAGAAAAUCGAAGAGGGCCCAGACUACGACUCGAGCAGUGAAACGGAGCAAGCCCUGGAGGAGGCUCGCCUGAACGCGCUGGUGCAGCACUGGGAAUCGGCCAGCUUGACCACGUCGAUGUGUUCUUCCACCAGCCGGUCCCUGCAGGGGACACCGGUCCGGCAGGUACCGCUCAGGUGAGCCCCGUACAGACAGCCUCCAUUGAGGCCACCGUUCCAGCAACCGCUCAGUGCCGAGCUGUUGUCCCAGCAGCAGCUGCUGCUCAAACAACAGCACCACCACCUGCAGCAGCAACAGCAACAGCAAAUGCAGCAGCAACAGCAGCAGCAACUACACAGCCUCCAGCAGUCGCCACAGCAGCAGCAGUCGAUCAUACACCAAAACCUCAGCCUCGGAAUGGGCAUGAGCAGUCCGAAGCGGGUGAUCGGCAGCGGGAAUGCCGUCAGCGUCGGUGGCGACCCGGGCACCCAGCGGUCGCUGCUGGCCCAGUCGCUCAUCCAUCAGAACUACGGUGUGAUACAGACGUCGCAGACGGCGACCCAGCUGCGCCCCAGCUCGGGCCGCACGCUGCCGUCGCCGGUGCAGUGCCUGCAGAUGUCGUACUACCAGCAACAGCAGCAGCAGCAGCAACUUCAGCAACAACAGCAACAACAGGCCCAAUCGCUGAGCCAGCACUUCCCGCAGCAGCAAUCGAUACCUCCACAGUCCUACUACAAUGACAUUCUGCGGCAUCCGAUGCAGCAACAGCAGCUCCAGCCACAGCCGCCACCACCGCCAGGAAUCUCGAAUGUCUCGUCCUCGGUGGCCGCAUCGCUGGCGUCUGCCUCGGUGGCGGUCGCGUCGGCCGGCGGUAGCGGAGGAGCGAGUGCGAGUGCAAGCGGGGCGUCCGGAUCGUCCGCGGUCAGUGCGGCGCUUGCCGGCGGCUCCCUGACAAUGUCCGGUGAGCCUCGCUUUCCGCCGGCGAUCGCCGUGCAACGGUUAGCGCCCCAGGUGCAGCGGCAACUGCGCGAAACCCAGGAACUCAUCAAGGACUCGUGCGCGCAGCUGUACGGAUCGGCUUACGGUAGCCCCGGGCCACCGGUGGUCACACUCCCGGUGGCCGGUGGAUCGAGUGGACCCCCGCUCCGUACGGGGCCCGGCUCGGUGCUGGGCCGGUCCGCCGGCCGGCGUCCCACGCUCGAGACUCAGUAUUCGCAGGAACUUUCGUGAUAUCUAGACAAGUAGUGAACCUGUCCGUGCCCACCAUCGUCCGAACGUGGGUAACGCGCGCUCGGUUCAGCUUCGCUUUGCCACCUGGAACACCUGGAACGACGCGCCCUUAACUUCGACCGAUAUGACGAGGAUGGCCCGAUCCCAACGAGCACCGAUUCCCCAUCCAACCGAACGGUCGUCGGUGGAUGAAUAUCAGCGUGGAAACAAUCGAACCAAUAACCAGGAAGUCCACCCAACGCCCAACAGGAGAAUAGUCCCCCAAUAGUCCCGCGGUAGCCAACAUAUCAGCCAACCGACCCUUCCAUCGACGAAGCGAUCCCUGUCCCGACUUUUACUAGGGCCACUUUGGAAUCGGCCGGGGAGCUAUUCGUCUAACACAUUCACUGUCAUACAGAGCCCAUACAGCCAAAUCAAUGAGCGUCCGUUGGGUCGGCUCCGGACCACUUCCGGGCAGCUAGUAGAUCUGAAGUCAUCCACCUCCAACCUGCGGCCAGCUUUUCAAAGAGACCCACAGAAUCUUCCCACCUAAACCCAGACACAAACAUAGUGCAUCCCACAGAAGCAAAAGGUAAACUCCCGGAACUGCCCCAGCUGAUGGUGCAAGGAAGCUGAAAAGCUCAGCCAAGAACCGAUUGAGCGAACCCCAGCCCAAAUGAUGGCGAUCCUACCGAUGACGGAAUUCGCAAGUUACGCGGAAACGAGUGCCAGCCAGCAAUGCUGCCUGAUGAUGGGUGGCGCAGAGCCGGGCGCUAUGAGCGAGCGAUUAUUGAACGUGUAGCUAGUGUUGACCAUUUUAUUUUUGUGAACCCGACGGAUGUUUUGUAAAACCACGUAAGCGUGCACCCGAAAGCAACCUCCCAGUUGGGGGAGGGAGACACAGAUAUAGAGAGGGGGGGAGGGUGCUUAUAAAGGCAAAAAAGCGUAGUGAGUUGAACCUAGGCCAAAUGCAAAGCUGAUGAUGAUGAUGAUGCAAACCUAUAGACGAUAGAAGGUUAAGUAAAAUUAAUGAAACAAAUUUUCCACGACCGCGUGACCGCGUAGCCGUCACCGCGUGUUGUGUGGGAAGAAGCGAGAAACGUAGGGGGGUGUAUUAAAUGUGUACGUGAAGGAGCUAGCAAACGAAGAAAAGCACUAGACGCUAGAAACAAGUGGCGCGUAAGUGGAUAAGAGACUUACAAGGCGAAAAGUAGGGCCAGAAAGAUUGAUAUUCUAACAAACCACAAACCGAACUGCGGGCAAACACAGUCAGAAACAGGCGCAAACCGACAGAUUAUCGAACAAAUGACUCUCUUCAUGGGCGAACAUUCCUCUCCACGGUAGCCGAGUAAGAUGAGUGCAAAUCGCGGGAACAGACAACUCCCGAAGCGAUAUCCUAGCCGAGAUGAAUUAUUGCACUUUACGUUUGUUGCCAAGCUUGGCACGUGCCACGCGUUUCGUUGUUUCUGCCACCGUUGACUGACCGAGGUGUUGUGGAGAUACGGGCGGUGUAAACAAAUCUGCCAGCAACAAGAUUUGAACCAUUGAGCCUGUUAGCCGAACGAACAAACUGACGCAUUGAGUUUAAAAACAAUGUUUUAAUGUCAAAGAUUACAGCCAGAAAGGAUACAUACAGGAACUAGCAGACAGGAGAGAGAAAGAGAACAUCGAGACAAAGUCCGUGUUGGGGAGGAGCACACAGAAAAGCAAAUAAAGUGGCACAAGUGGAAAAUGCUUUCAAUUUGUAUCUUUUUCUCGUUCAAAGUACACAUUUUAACAGCGAUUGAUUAAUUGUUUUAAAGAAAUCGUCGUAACAGAACGGUACGGAGCAUAACAAAGCAAUUAUACGGGCGAAAGCGAAGGGUGAAUGGUUUUUGAUAAAACAAAACAAUCU
Anopheles cruzii is the source of this 3400-nucleotide messenger RNA. RefSeq names its product nuclear transcription factor Y subunit beta (gene tow). The transcript has 6 exons. Lineage: Eukaryota; Metazoa; Arthropoda; Insecta; Diptera; Culicidae. The record is from RefSeq and is a predicted model, not a curated record.